AUGGUGGAAACUAGGGCACAGGCAAAGCUAAAAAACAAAACAGUCGAAAUGACUUCCGAGGCCCCUGAGUCCACCUCACCAAUCACUAUUACCGAGACCGAACACGCGGUCAGAAUCUCGGCUAGCGUUCCAAUAACGACGGAUCGUGCGGUUGAGUCCAUGGAAGAGCAAGCAGUAGUGGAGGGCUUGAUGGCUAAGCAGGCCUACAGGAUAGUGACAUCCUUUAUGGCCGCAAUGGAGAAACUCUCCUCAGAGCUAUGGACGCUCUUUCAGGAGAGGAUGCCGGUAACGUCGUCCGCGACGCCUCCCAGACAGAUAAGCCAAGAGCGUGAGAGGUUUGAGCCCUACGGCGAAAGCAGCAGCCUCGGCGCUUCUGGCCGCACCCAAGCGUCAGGCUACGGUCAGCAUUCUCAGCCAACAUGGGCAAAGCAGCCCCAUGCAUUCCGUGGUCCAACAACUCGGCCCAGUUCACACUGUGGUAGUCCAGACCCAUCCUGGCCCAAGCAACGCGACCGCUGCUUAGUCACAACAGUACAGUCAGAGCAAUCUGACCGUUUCACCAUUACAGGCGUCGCUAUUUCCGCUAGACUCUCACCUUCAGUACGGUUCGGUCAUUCCAACAACAACACAUACGCACCCCGGUCAAACCUACGACGUUUAUCUAAUGCCGCCCGGCUCGGUCGCAAUGGCCAAGCUCCUUGUUCAAGUGGCCCAACAGAUAGAGCCAUAGAACGAUGCGCAACAGGUCCAGCGGCCACUUCCAACCCAGCUGGAGUCGUCCCCUCAGGAUCCUCGGACCGAAGAUGUCCAGCGCACGACCAAGGACAGCUUAGCCCAGGGGCGGCCAGGGGUACCAAGUUAUACUGA
Molecule: messenger RNA, 867 nt
Organism: Prunus armeniaca (apricot)
Lineage: Eukaryota; Viridiplantae; Streptophyta; Magnoliopsida; Rosales; Rosaceae
Source: the annotation of a GenBank genome assembly